This is a messenger RNA of Ilex paraguariensis (yerba mate), 429 nucleotides long. The record is from the annotation of a GenBank genome assembly. NCBI's taxonomy places the organism in Eukaryota, Viridiplantae, Streptophyta, Magnoliopsida, Aquifoliales, Aquifoliaceae.
AUGUUCAGGAAGUUCAUUGAUCUCACCAGUUACGAGCAUGGUUUCACCAUCAUUGACAAUGGAGGCCGAUUCUUUGCCAUGAGACAUGGCAAGCGGGUACCAAAACUCAAUCGGCCCCCUGAUCAGCGUCGGGCCCUUUUGCGUGGCCUCACAACUCAGCUAUUAAAGCAUGGACGCAUCAAAACUACGAGAGCAAGGGCUAGUGCCAUGAGGAAGUAUGUGGAUAAGAUGAUCACAUUGGCUAAAGAUGGAACUCUUCAUAAAAGGAGGCAAGCCCUCGGUUUCAUUUAUGAAAAGCAGAUUGUCCAUGCAUUGUUUGCAGAGGUCCCAGAGAGAUAUGGGGAGAGGAAUGGAGGAUAUACGAGAAUUAUCAGAACCCUACCAAGGCGAGGGGACAAUGCACCUAUGGCAUACAUUGAGCUUGUUUAG